Fonsecaea multimorphosa CBS 102226 is the source of this 2064-nucleotide messenger RNA. RefSeq lists its product as uncharacterized. The record is from RefSeq and is a predicted model, not a curated record. Gene Ontology annotation, molecular function: oxidoreductase activity. The transcript has 7 exons. Bases 1 to 2064 code for a protein of 687 amino acids. Lineage: Eukaryota; Fungi; Ascomycota; Eurotiomycetes; Chaetothyriales; Herpotrichiellaceae.
AUGGCGCCAAGUGAGGCAGAACUAAACGCGGGAAUUGUGGUCGGUAUUGGGGCCUUGAACCACAAUGAGGUCCGACCGAGACUGGACAUCGAUGUGAUGAUCGCGAGGCAGCCGGACGUGUUCAACCUCUUCCUUCUCGCAUUCAUGGAUCUGAAAGCCGAUACCUCCAAACUCGGCUACUUCUCUCUUGCAGGGAUCCAUGGACUUCCCACGUCGCUUUGGGACGGCGUGGGUAAGACAUUCCCCGAAGGUACGGGGGGAUACUGUGCACACGGUCGACUCGUCUUCCCAACAUGGCACAGACCGUACUUGGCUCUUCUUGAGCAAACCCUCUAUCGCAAAAUGAUGGCCAUCGUCAAGGAAUUCGACCGGGCUUUUCAGUCAAAAUACCUCGCCGCGGCGAGAGCGUUUCGGCUUCCAUACUGGGACUAUUUUCGGCCUCGCGACGUCGACGCAAAGUUCCCGGGCAUCAAGCUGGAAGGCAAUCGCACGAAGUACGAUUAUGACUUCCGCAUGCCCGACAUCCUCAACGUGAGGGAGGUCAUGGUCCGAGUGCCUCCUUACGACAAGUUGAUAGUUCAGGAGAAUCCGCUGUACAACUUCAAGUUCACCGACAAGCAGAAUCUGGACAAGGAUUUGGCCAGGGCUAGAUUGAGGAAUUACAACCCUAACCGAACCGUCCGAUACCCCAGAGACAAGGACUCCAAGUACCACGACGUGCAGCAACUGAGCGACGCUCUCAACAGCGGCCGCGAGGGCAGAGCCUCGAUGAUGCUCGACAUUCUGAAUCCCAGUUCCACACGAUACCCGCGCCUCGGCGAUGUGGCCUCGGACUCGGUCCUGCGUGAAGGAGACAUGACACAGACGGGGCUUUCGGGGCAGACGUCUGGGAUAUUGCCCAGAGACGGGAACGGGAGGCCUGCGAGCUUCGGCUCGAUUGAAGCUCUACACGGCAACUAUCACACCCUGGUCGGCGGUGCCAACGGCCACAUGUCGAGUCCGUCAAUCGCGGCCUUUGAUCCGGUCUUCUGGCUCCAUCACUGCAACGUCGACCGAAUCUUUGCCAUCUGGCAGGCUCUCCAUCCAAAAGCCUGGUUCCCCCCGGCCGGCAGGGAAGCACGAUCAGGCAGGCGUCUGAAGCCCGAGAACGAAAAGGACUUGCUGCCGUUCUACAAGUACAUCUGCGAGCUGGGGCCCAUCUACUACGACUCGGACUGGUCCCGAGAUAUAGAGAGCUUUGGCUACACGUAUCCCGACCUGGACCGCCUCAGCGACCCAAGAGUCAUCUGGAGCAGAGUUUACCACAGGUAUAUCUGGAGCAUUCGCAGUGCGUCGAGCCGCCGGUUUUCAACGCCCCCCUCGGACAUGAUGCCACUCAACCUCAACAAGGCCCAGGUUUUUCGGUAUCCCGACGUCAAUGGAAGAACUGCAACCGCCGCUGAGUCCACCCCUCAUUCUGUGACGACACGAAUCGUUUUCAAGCGGGUCACGUCGUCUGGGCCUCCAGAGACUCUAACGACAGAGCAACUCGCCGCACAGGAUAGAGGGUAUAUGCCGGCUCCUGACAAUGACAUCGAUCCAUACUUCGACCGCGAGUGGUACAUUGACAAUGUGGUAAAAAGAAACGCUCUGAACGGUCCCUUUACAAUCUACUUCUUCCUCUGCCCCAAGUCGAGAUUUCCCGACGACCCAGCCGACUACGCUGCCAGUCCUUACCUUGCCGGUCUCAACCAUAUCUUCGCCGCACCACGCGAAGUCUGCGACAACUGUGGCCAACAAGACGCAGCUGGGGUUUUGGCGUCCGACACCGUCCCGAUCACGCCGCUGCUUCUCGAUUACAUGGGAAAUGGGACGCUGGAGAGCAUGCGGGCCGAGCAUGUUCGGCCCUUCUUGGUCAAAUACUUGCGCUGGAGAGUUGUAUACGCCGGAAUAACCAGGGCGGACCCAAGGGAUCUGCCAAACUUUGAGCUCUCGGUCAGUGCGAAGAUUGUUUAUGAUGACGGAUCCGCGACAUACGAGGCGUAUCCUGAUGUUGUCGACGACAUCAUCUACAAUGCCUCGUGA